UGAGAAUGAAACUAUUGACCACUGUACAGUGAACGCGGUUGUUGUCGAAACCAUGCUUCUGCGCUACUACUUAGAUUCCAAUGGGGACAGGGUGUAUACUCUGAAAUCGUUUGAUCCCGAAAACAAACCAACAUUCAGUGCACACCCUGCACGUUUCACUCCGGAAGAUCGUUAUUCAAGGCACCGAAUUACAUUGAAAUCAAGGUUUGGUAUCUUACCAAGCCAGGGUACUCCAAUUGUGUACUAAGAAAAUGACAAUAAAAUAUUUACUUAUUUAUAUGGGUUUUAU
Molecule: messenger RNA, 289 nt
Organism: Schistosoma mattheei
Lineage: Eukaryota; Metazoa; Platyhelminthes; Trematoda; Strigeidida; Schistosomatidae
Source: the annotation of a GenBank genome assembly